AUGAAGAAGGAAGAGGGAGAAGAAGAAGAAGAAGAUGAAGAAGAAGAAGAAGAUGAAGAAGAAGAAGAUGAAGAAGAAGAUGAAGAUAAAGUUGUGGUGCGCAAGCGGUUCAAAGCGCGCCAUGAUCACGAACUCAGCGUACGCAAACACGAUCGAGUCCUCUUCCUCGACCACAUGAACGAAGCCUGGUCACGUGUCAAAAAUGAGCAAGGAGUCAGCGGCGCUGUUCCCACAAAGAUUCUCGUCUUCCCAGGCGGAACAGUUGACCCCUCAACGGCCGCAUUUGCCAACAGAACCCGAUCCCAACACCGCCGAGCUAACCGACCUGGACCCAGCGCACGGGAUGCCACUUACGAUGAUGACUACGAUGAUGACGACGACUUUGCUCCUCCGCCCUUACCAGCUGGCCCGGCCCCAGAUUUGCCCAGAGGCUACGGCUUUGAGGAGGAGGAUGUCGACGACCAGCGAGAUGCCUCUUUCGCCGCCCGUCGCCACCGCCAUCGCCCUGAUCGCCGAGACAAAUUCAACUCGUACAACUCCCAGGCGGGUGCGGACGACGACGAUGAGGACGAUGACCCGCUGCAGGUUCGACGACCUGGAUCGUAUCAGAAACAGACAGCCGACUUUCGGCGCCCGAAUGGCCCUCGUGGCGAGGAUUCAGAUGAGGACGACGAUGACGCCGACCUCGUCUCGGAACCCGUCAACAUGCGCCAAGCCCCGGGUGCCCGCCAUCCCGGUCGUGGUCCUCCCAAGGGCCGCGGCCGUGGACGUGACAACCCCGCACGCUUGCCCACCAACCGUCCUCCCAGCCGUGAAAUGCGCCCGCCAAGCCGAGGCCCGCCGUCUCGGGAUCAUUAUCGCCCCGAUGGCCCUCUGUAUGAUCGUGAUGGCCUUCCCAUCUCACCUCAGAGCGGCUAUUAUGAUGACCCUGGUCGCGAUGAAUAUGAUCCACGAGGCAAUUAUGGGGGAUACCGUGACCGCCGUGAUCGUCGCUCCGACCCCAACUAUGGCCCACAGCGUGCUAGCUACGGCGGGGGCGGCGCCAUGAUGGCUCCCACCAUGGGGGACAUUGGACGUCCCACAAGCUUCAUGAUGCCCAUGUCCUUCCCCAUGCCCAUCAUGCAGCCCUACAUGCCCAUGGCUGCCCCCAUGCCUUAUGGUGCCCCGCCCAUGCAGUAUCCACCCAUGAUGCAGCAGCCCCUCUUACCGAGCAUGAAUACAGGCAUCAGCCUCAAAGACCGGUUUAAUCAAUCCCGCGUUGACGCCCUUCGCAGCGGUCUACACCGCCCCCUCCGCCCCGAUUAUGACGAACCAGAUCCCGCCUCCAACAAGCCGACCCGCGCUGGCCCCCCCAAAACCACAGCCUCCGCUCCUGCAUCUACGCCUGCACCGCCCUCGAGCGCUGUCUUGCCCCCGCCCCCGCCCCCGCCCCCUUCUGCCAACGCCGGCGCCAGCGCUGCUCCUGCCGCUCCGCCCCCACCACCUCCGCCUCCGCCACCGCCACCGCCACCACCGGAGCCGGUCGAGGUUGUGGGUGUGGGCAAGGCCAAGCCUCAACAAAAACUCAAACCUUCUUUGAACCAAGGAGCGGCUUUUCAACCCGUUGGCGAGCUCGUGGCCAAAAUUGCGCAACGCAAAAAUGGCAACAUCAUGGAUCGGCUCAAAAACCUCCCAUAA
Monosiga brevicollis MX1 is the source of this 1677-nucleotide messenger RNA. RefSeq lists its product as uncharacterized. The record is from RefSeq and is a predicted model, not a curated record. Gene Ontology annotation, molecular function: protein binding. Gene Ontology annotation, cellular component: cytoplasm. The transcript is spliced from 4 exons. Lineage: Eukaryota; Choanoflagellata; Craspedida; Salpingoecidae. The coding region runs from base 1 to 1677 and encodes 558 amino acids.